AUGCACAAUGCUGAAGAAGUUCAUGGUUGGGAUGGCCUCGGAAAUGUUCACGAACUAGCCAAAGAGUAUACUGCCACUCAAGAGUGGAUCGACUUGUUCAAAAAGGAAGAACAAGCCAUGCACAGCACUAUCGAGGAAGAGUUAUCAUUUAUUCCUUCCAGAAGACCAUCUUACUUGGAGAUUCUUGACAUUUUACGAGAAAAUGAGCCAGGAACUGUGAUCAUCUGUGCUAUUGGUCCAUUGAUGAAUCUUGCCAUGGCGGCUCAGAUCGACCCAAUUACUUUCUCUCGUGUCAAAAAGGUAGUUUCGAUGGGUGGUGCACUUUUGGAACCAGGCAAUGUAACACCUACUGCUGAAUUUAAUGUCUUCUCAGACCCUGCUGCUGCUGCCAUUGUCUACGCGUUGAGUUCGCCUUCUCCAGAGGCCACCCUCCCAGAAAACACCCCAGAAUCGCUGCUAAAAUACGUUAAGUCGCCAGAUUAUAAACCUAUUUCACUUAUAAUCGUUCCUCUUGACAUUACACAUCGCCAUUUCUUGAACGAGAGCACAUUCGCUGAAAAAUCUAAACCAUUAAUCGAUCAACAAUCGCCUCUUGCCCUCUGGAUGUCAAUUUGGAUGGGAACAUCGUUCGAUUCUAUGAGACAGAUCAAUGCCCCUGGUGUACCAACACUCGUCCAUAUGCAUGAUCCUCUUGCUGUAUGGUAUGCAAUUACUUACGAGUCUAAUGACAAUUGGAAAAUAGACAGUCAACUCGAUAUUCGUGUCGAAACUGUUGGAAGGUGGACAUCAGGGUCUCUACUGGUAGACCGUAGAGGAAGACGAAAAACUGACAAGCCAACCCAUAAUGAUAGAGGUCAAUGGCUGCUAUCAACGGUUGGAAACCGAGUAGAUGUCUGUGUGGAUUCUCCUGGCCAUGGCGAGGCUUUUGGAAAGGAACUUUUAGAUAUGAUAUUCCAUUAA
Sugiyamaella lignohabitans is the source of this 960-nucleotide messenger RNA. RefSeq lists its product as uncharacterized. The coding region runs from base 1 to 960 and encodes 319 amino acids. Gene Ontology annotation, molecular function: purine nucleosidase activity. The record is from RefSeq and is a predicted model, not a curated record. The transcript has a single exon. Gene Ontology annotation, biological process: purine nucleoside catabolic process. Gene Ontology annotation, cellular component: cytosol. Lineage: Eukaryota; Fungi; Ascomycota; Dipodascomycetes; Dipodascales; Trichomonascaceae.